AUGAUGAAAAAUUGUGUCACAGACAUUACUAGCUUACUCUCGGAUAUCAUUGAGACUAGGGACUCAAUGAUCACUAUUACAGUUAAAAAACAUCUAGCUAAAAAGCUCAUACUAGUAUUCGUAAUGCUUCAUCAAUUACAAGGUGUUCCGGAUGCCAACAACAUUCCAAAACAAGGUGGAGAUCAACCAAAGAAGCCAAUUGCCAAGCCAAAGCCAAUUGUUAAAAGCGAAUAUGAGCCUAAAGGCAAAGAAAAGCUUUUCUCUGAAGAUCCAAUCAUUGAUAAUAGUGAAGAAGAAGAGCUAGAUGAAGAAUAA
Messenger RNA from Lactuca saligna, 315 nucleotides. The record is from the annotation of a GenBank genome assembly. Lineage: Eukaryota; Viridiplantae; Streptophyta; Magnoliopsida; Asterales; Asteraceae.